This is a messenger RNA of Psammomys obesus (fat sand rat), 954 nucleotides long. It is a transcript of the gene Tnmd, whose product is annotated as tenomodulin. The coding region runs from base 1 to 954 and encodes 317 amino acids. The transcript is spliced from 7 exons. The record is from RefSeq and is a predicted model, not a curated record. Gene Ontology annotation, biological process: negative regulation of angiogenesis; negative regulation of endothelial cell proliferation. NCBI's taxonomy places the organism in Eukaryota, Metazoa, Chordata, Mammalia, Rodentia, Muridae.
AUGGCAAAGACUCCUCCAGAGAACUGUGAGGACUGUCACAUUCUAAAUGCAGAAGCUUUGAAAUCCAAGAAGAUAUGUAAAUCACUUAAGAUUUGUGGACUGGUAUUUGGUGUCCUGGCUUUAACUCUAAUUGUCCUGUUUUGGGGGAGCAAACACUUCUGGCCGGAGGUAUCUAAGAAAACCUAUGACAUGGAGCACACUUUCUACAGCAAUGGUGAGAAGAAGAAGAUUUAUAUGGAAAUUGAUCCCAUGACCAGGACAGAAAUAUUCAGAAGUGGAAAUGGCACUGAUGAAACAUUGGAAGUCCAUGACUUUAAAAAUGGAUACACUGGCAUCUACUUCGUAGGUCUUCAAAAAUGUUUUAUUAAAACUCAAAUCAAGGUGAUUCCCGAAUUUUCUGAACCAGAAGAGGAAGUCGAUGAGAAUGAAGAAAUUACUACAACUUUCUUUGAACAGUCAGUAAUUUGGGUUCCUGCAGAAAAGCCUAUUGAAAACAGAGACUUCCUAAAAAAUUCUAAGAUUCUGGAGAUUUGUGAUAAUGUGACCAUGUACUGGAUCAAUCCCACUCUAAUAGCAGUUUCAGAACUACAAGACUUUGAGGAGGAUGGUGAAGAUCUUCACUUUCCUACCAACGAAAAAAAGGGAAUUGAACAGAAUGAGCAAUGGGUAGUCCCGCAAGUAAAGGUGGAGAAGACCCGUCACAUCAGACAAGCAAGUGAGGAAGACCUUCCAGUAAAUGAUUAUACUGAAAAUGGAAUCGAAUUUGACCUCAUGCUGGAUGAGAGAGGUUAUUGCUGUAUUUACUGUCGUCGAGGUAACCGCUACUGCCGCCGUGUCUGUGAACCUUUAUUAGGUUACUACCCAUAUCCAUACUGCUACCAAGGAGGACGAGUCAUCUGCCGUGUCAUCAUGCCUUGCAACUGGUGGGUGGCCCGCAUGCUUGGGAGAGUCUAA